CGCAGACUAUUGCGUUACACAAUAUGGCGGACGAAGGCAACGAAAUGAGCGCUAGCUGUUCCAACACAUUUAUCCUUGGAAUCGACAUUGGUACAACCUCGAUCAAAGCGAGCUUAUUGAGUCAUAACACUAGAGAAGUUAUUGAGAGCGUUAGAAGGGAAACAAAGGCAAAUAUUUCAGACAAGAACACGUCAUUUGUAGAACAAGAUGUAACAAAAAUCCUGUCUGUUUUACAACAUGCUCUUGGUCAACUGUCACCACAGCUCCUUGCCAGAGUAAACAGAAUUGGGAUAUGCGGACAAAUGCAUGGCUGUGUUUUGUGGAAACGAGGAUAUUGCAUGGCCAAGGCUUGGGAUACUAGUAAAAACAACGCUUCUAAUCUUAUAACUUGGGAAGACAGAAGAUGUACUAAUGAAUUUUUGGCUACUCUUCCCCUUACUCAGACAGACGUCGCUAUUUCUACAGGCUUUGGAUGUGCUAGUCUUUUCUGGCUUCAAAGAAACUAUCCUAGUCUUCUAGAACCUUAUGACUGUGCAGGAACGAUCAUGGAUUUCAUUGUGUGUUUGUUGUGUCAAUUGGAAGAGCCUUGUAUGUCUUCUCAGAAUGCUGUCAGCUGGGGUUAUUUUGAUGUUGACAACAUGAAGUGGGAGUUGGACCUGUAAGUCUUACUAGGGCUAAAAUAAUAACAGAUAAUAACCAUUUCAGGCCAUGUAGUACUUUAUAAACCGUUAAACCUCACCACUCCAAGCACCAAGAUUUGAUUGGUCCCAGGGUGUGCCCCUAUGAGAGGUAUAGAUUGGUAAAUUUGAAACUUUGCAAGCCUGUGAUUUGAGACCCUGGUUUCAAAAUUCGAGACCAAGACUUCAGCGUUUUUAUCACUUCUAAGCCCAAGACUAUACUUCUAAAAAUUCCGCCUAAAGACUCUAAGCGCAGAAAAUUUCAAGUUUACAGUACAAAUAAAACUAAAUAAAAUGACCAAAAGCUAGCAGAAGCCCACCAGUAUACUGCUUUGUCUCAUUUCACUGUCUUAAUCUACAAGUUCAUAUCGAUAAGCUAUAUCGCAUUCCAUGAACUCUGGAAAAUUAAAUUCCUGAAGGAAGAACAAACGGAAACAAAAAACAACAAAUCCGCAACUCUGAGACCCGCCAGGAAAAAAAUUUGAGACUCCAAGAUGCAAAAAAAUCACCUGAAAACAAGACUUUGAGACCUAUCAAAAAUACUUCUGAGAUUUUAAGAUCAAGCCAAAAUUUUCUGAGACCAACAUUUUUUUGACAUACCAUUCUAUACCCCUUCGGAGGUUGUCUUUCAUAAGGGGUUUAAACUUUGGGGGGGUGGGGGGCUUUUGGGAGGUUUGUGUUGAGGUUUGCCACCAAAGACAAAACCAUGUUUCUUGCUACAGACUUGCCAACCCAAAAGGAUCAUCUGGAAGUCUUACAAAAAGUUGUGAGAUUCUUCUUUUAUUGAUAGAAACUCCUGGUGACCGCAACUCUAACUCCAGAUAUUUUUCAUAACUUCCCACCCCACCCAUUCUAAUUGUGUAGAUAAUAACCUAUAAUCAAGCUGUCAUUUUGUACUCUCUAACAGCUUGAAGAGUGCAAACUUCCCCACCCAUCUUCUGCCUGUAGUAGCUGAAUCAUCAGCUGUAGCUGGUAAACUUCAACAGCCAUUGUUUGGCAUUCCUUCUGGAAUUUCAGUCGGGGUGGCUCUGGGAGACUUUCAAUGUGCAGUGCUUUCCACGAUUUCUUCAGAAACUGAUGCAGGUACACUGAUGAAACUUCAGUUAGACAUUUCUAUAAUUCAGCUGAAUUUCCCAUUUGUCCAUCAAUAUUGCACUUCUUUGUUUUCUCUUAUGAUACUUAGCUUUAUACAUUGACCUUUCAGUUCUGAAUGUCAGCACUUCUAGUCAACUAGCAGUGGUUGUACCUGAUGACAAAGGCAAUAUUUUCACUGGUGAAGUACCGAGUAAGGCUGUGAAAUGCCUUCCAUUCUUUCAAGGAAAGAAGGUCAUGACUGCAGCAUCACUAUCAGGUUGUUUAUCUGUUGAAUUUUUGUUUGCAAAUUUGCCAAACUUGGAGUGUUAUAACCAUAGGACAGACACAAGCUAAGGGGAACUUACUAUUUACAUUGGAAAACUGAAAAUUUGCCAAAAUGCAAGUGUUAUAACCAUAGGACACAAGGGGAGCCUAUUUAUGUGAGGAAACUGAAAAUUCCCUUUCAUCCUAAGACCAAAUUAUUUAGCGUUAAUUUGUCACUUAAUGGAAAUUAGUGGAGGACAUCCUAAGUGUUUUCAUUCAAAUGAAACCCCUUUUACAUAACUUUUGGAUGGUGCAAUUUAUUUCUUUGGAUGUAAGAAUUAAAUGAAUUCUUUACAUAUAUUUGGGCACUAUUACAUGUAGGACUGAAAAGGUCUAAUAUAAGUCUAUGAAAAGUGGAAGGUAAAAGAGUUUUGUUUAUUCCAAGGUGGUAAUGUUUUGGCUACAUAUGUUCAAAUGCUAACAUCAUGGAUGAGGGAUCUUGGUUUGAAUGAUCACCUUCCAGCCACUGAUGAAAUUUAUCAGAGGAUUCUUGAUUGUGCUGAGAAGAAGAGUUCAUCAUCUCUGAAAAUUACUGCAACACUGUGGGGUGAGCGACACAUGCCAGAUAGGAGGGCUGAAGUAAGCAAUCUCUCAUCAGACAAUAUUUCACUGGGUGAUGUGGGACUCUCACUUUAUCGUGGACUUGUGGAAAAUUUACAUGAAAUGAUGCCCAAAGAAUUCCUUCACCUGCAUGGCGUGCAAAGGAUUGUAGGCACUGGAAGUGCUUUAAUAAGAAAUCAGGUUCUUCAAAAACAAGUUGAACAGGUUUUUGGGUUACCUCUUGUGAUGAGUGACAACUCAGAAGAGUCAUUUGGUGCUGCAAUGGCUGCUAUUUUAGAAUGUACUUAAUACAAGAUGCACUUUGCAGAGAGCAUAAUUAUUACUAUUAAAGGGGUAAAAGAAACUGACUGAACAAUGCAGGAAACCACCCUUAAGUGUUCAUUUUAGAAGUAUUUGCAAGAAGUUGACUGUGCAAUAAAGCUUGUGGGAACAAUUAACUAAAUGAGCUUCACAUUCUGAGAGGCUGCUCCUUAAAUGUUCUACUCACCAGAAAAGGAUUUAAUGGAGCCAAAACUAAUAAUAAUGGAAUUGCCCUCCUAGGUGUCCUAGUGAUGAACAAUUUUAUCUAUAAAAUAUAUCAUUGCGGGAGCAACUAGCAGUUACUAGUCUCGUCUCCUUAGAUUAUUAAUGUUUGUAGAUGCUCUCACAUAAGUGUUGACUUGAAGCUACAAUUCGUAACAUUAGAACUUUACUCAAUAAGAGUACUAAUGUGGACAUGUUGUACACGACAUCCUUUUCCCUCUUCUUUUCAAUGUUGGCCUCAAAAAACCAUGACAAAACAACAUUGGAAGGGAGAAAGGCACGUACAUGUACCAGAGCAGUGUGAGCCAAGAUAGGUGUCCUUGAUUGCAGUUACAUAAUAUUAAAACUGACGCAGUAACAAACUGUAUUUAUUUUUACAAUGAAUGUUGUAAACAUCUGUUUUGAAAAUAUUCACUAAUACAAUAUAUUAUUAAUCAUAACUAUAGCAAAAUUCUUAAAUCUGAUUGGC
Porites lobata is the source of this 3627-nucleotide messenger RNA. The record is from the annotation of a GenBank genome assembly. Lineage: Eukaryota; Metazoa; Cnidaria; Anthozoa; Scleractinia; Poritidae.